This is a messenger RNA of Bufo bufo (common toad), 1367 nucleotides long. RefSeq lists its product as uncharacterized. The transcript has 3 exons. The record is from RefSeq and is a predicted model, not a curated record. The coding region runs from base 339 to 1316 and encodes 325 amino acids. Gene Ontology annotation, biological process: DNA transposition; DNA integration. Gene Ontology annotation, molecular function: DNA binding. Lineage: Eukaryota; Metazoa; Chordata; Amphibia; Anura; Bufonidae.
GAGCUCUUCUGCAGAGUCUGCGGCGGCGAAGGACGCUGGGUCCUGGGAAAGCAUCAACAGGAGGUGAGCUACAGCUGCAAUGCUCUGCAUGGACUGUGGGUGCAAUGGGAUGGAAUAAUCUGCAGGCACUGGCGUACAUACAGGGGUCGCAGUUGCGACAGGCCCGGCCGCCUGUGGACCCCUGCAGUAGUGCUGUACCCGGGGCCCAGUGCUCCUUGUUUCCGCGCGGCCUGCCCCUUUAAUAUACUGACCCUCCCCGGCACAGAACAGGUAAAGGGUCUGGAGUUGAUUCCAGGUGUGGCAUUUGCAUUUGGAAACUGUCGCUGUGAACCCACAACAUGCGGUCAAAGGAGCUCUCAAUGGAAGUGAAACAGGAAAUCAUUAGCCUGAGAAAAAAGAAGAAAUCCAUCAGAGAAAUAUCGGAAAUGUUAGAAGUGGCCAAAUCAACAGUUUCAAACAUUCUAGUAAAAAAAGAGCGCACUGGCGAGCUCGAGAACUCAAAAAGGCCGGGACGUCCACGAAAGACAACACUGGUGGAUGAUCACAGAAUCCUUUCCAUGUUGGAGAAAAACCCCUUCACAACAUCCACCCAAGUGAAGUACAAUCUCCAGGAAGUAGGUGCAUCAGUAUCUAAGACUACCAUAAAUAGAAGACUUCGUGAGAGCAAAUACUGCAACAGAUUAUCUGGAAAUUUUGAGGAGCCACAGAGCCAGGCAAAGUCCCUUGUUAAAGAAGAGGAGCAGGACUUCAUGGAGGGGGAGUCCACUCCUGACAGUUAUCAAAAGAACGCACAGAAAGCAGAGAGGGACAAUGAAGACCUAGCAAGACCAUCUUUGGUGGCCACACCACCCUCGCCAAGAGAGGGGACAUCUUCAGCAGCAGCGCUAAUCGCCACUGUAUCACCAGCCACUGCUCCUGCAACAACAGCUGCUGUCAGGGCGGCCACAUAUCCCAAUCCCCCUACCGCCACAUCUGCCACCUGUGGCCAGAAUGAGGAAGCCCGCCAAUUGAUAGACAAGCAACUGCACAGGGAGGCUCUGUCCCUUAUCCGGAGACUGAAUGGAGAUGAUGAGUACGAUUAUUUUGGCUACGAGAUUGCUUCUUCCUGUCGCCAGAUGCGUCCUGAUAGACAAGAAGACUUCAUGUCAUACAUUCAUGCCGUGACUUCAGUCUUUCGCUCCAACCAGCCUCUGCCUGACAUCGAAGAUAUGAUUUGCCAUGUUCAGUGGGUAGCAGGCCUAAGGCCAGCACCUCCUCCUUCCCUGUCUAGGCCAGAGGCCACAUCUUCCACCACCCAAACGGAGUUCCAUCAGUGAUUGUGAGCCUAAGGGUACUUUCCCACUAGCGUUUUUCUUUUCCGGCAUAGA